This is a messenger RNA of Babesia bigemina, 4500 nucleotides long. RefSeq lists its product as hypothetical. The transcript has a single exon. Lineage: Eukaryota; Apicomplexa; Aconoidasida; Piroplasmida; Babesiidae. The record is from RefSeq and is a predicted model, not a curated record. The coding region runs from base 1 to 4500 and encodes 1499 amino acids.
AUGGGAUUUUUGAGUGGUGUGCUUGGUGCGGUGAAAAACACUCAGACAUACAAUGUGGGUAGAAAAACAUUACAAAACUUGGUAAGUGAUGAAAUUAACAAACAUCUUUGCUCAGGGCACGAUGGUUUCACUACGCUCCUUCCCCGUCUGACUAAUGAGAUCGGGAAGUACAACACAGAAGUGAGAGACUCCAAUGAGAAAGUUAAGAAGCCCAUUGAAGAGUUGUUAAAUCAGGUGGGUGAUGCAUUUAUGAACAAGGUACAAAAUAUAUUGCCGCAGGAAAAUGAGGGUGAAGAUCCCGAGAAAGUGCAGGCGGCGGAGAAGCAGAUUAAGAAUAUGUUUCGAGACGAGAUAAAAACAUUCAAUAACACGUUUAAUAACGCAUAUAAUUUCACUACUAAAAUUGAAAAAACAGACAUGAAAAUUGCAAUUAAUUAUUUGAAUUCCUCGUUGCAGCUUAGAGUGAAACACGGCGUCAGUAACGUGGCUCAUGAGAUUAAGCGGCUGGAGCAGGUGGCGGAUAAGGAGCAGAAGACCUUCGAGUCCGCUGAGAAAAAAGUAAAAGAGGUGAUGAAAACACUCAAAGAGGGUGUAGAUGCAAAAAUUGCUAAUCAUGUGCAUAGGCUGGUGGAGCAAUUGAAAGGUAAGGUGCAGGAGAUAUUAGAUGAUUUGAAGAGCAUCAAUGGUUCGCUAGUUAACUACAUAAAUCAGAUGCAGGGGUGGAUUGAUAAGGCACAAUUAGCUAUUGAUGCAGCGUUGGAGAAAAUUGACUUCAUUUUUAAAGAAGUUAAUGAAGGUGAUUCAUAUAAGAAUCCGAAGCCAAUGAAGGAGGCAGCGGAGGCGUUGAAGAAACAGGCUCAGAUACUGUUCGAAGUUGGUAACGAAGUUAAACAGAAAAUUGAGGAAUUGGUACCUAAGGCUAAGGUGUUAGUAGGGCAGUUGGACCUCGCGAUUAGAGGAGAUUUGAAUGACGCGAAAAGUGCAAUUCAGGUGGGGAUUAGGGAAUAUGUUGAAAAGCUGGGUAGUGCUUUGAAGGCCGGUAUGGAAGCAGCUAAGGGUGAUUAUGACGGCAGUAAACCGGGGCUUAGGGCAAUAAAUGAAGCUUUAAAGAAGAAUAAGUUGCAACCGUGGCUUGAGAAAAUUAAAGACCUCAGCGUUGUUGGUAUGAAUAUGGAAUUUGCGCUCAUUGAACUUCACAAGCAUUUGCAUCAUCAUAUGAAAUCAUUAUCACAGGAAGAUGAGCUAAGAGAUGCCCUCACGUCCGAUCUCAUGGCACCCGUAGAGGAGCGGUUGCCGAACGACGAUUCCACUCCAGGGAAAGUCGAACUUAAUCCCAAGAAGUUUCCUUUUUAUUGCGGCACUGGCAACGGCAAAAAACAAGCCCUCGAAAAGGCCAUCCUAAAAAUUCAAGAGGAUAUAACUGCCUCUUUAGCAAACAUCACGCAACACAAAGUUGAUGCGGAAUAUCAAUUAGGGGUAAUUACCAAUAAACUGACUGCCCUCUGCAAGGCCGUGAGGGAUCACGGCGAAGGUGCGAAAUUCCACUUGGACACUUUUAAGAAACACAACAUCAAGGGUACGCUUACAAAGCUUAAAGAAGAUCUCGACGAACUGCAAGGCAAGCUGUUACAUGGUCCCAUACAGAACGCUGAAAACUUCGUCCGAAAAGAAGCCACCGCAGCCGAGAGACACUGCGUCGAAGAACUCAAAGAAGAGGUACGCAAAGACAUCAAAAAUGCCGAAGACAAACUGACCACUUUUGCCCGCAAGCAUUAUGUUUGCGCUAUCAAAGAAUUGUUCACAUCAUUCGCUGAGAGGGUGAAGAAGGAAUUCCAAUCUCUGCCGAAUUCUCUAGAUCUUGAUUUGAAUGCGGGUCUCAAAGGGUUCAUGGGCAGAAUGGCAACUACAUUCAUUCCUAACGUUAAACCAAUUGAUGCUCUGCCCAACUCUGACUCUGUGUUAGCUACUCAGCGAGAAUCUGCCCUCAGUCAAAGCGCCGCAAUACUGAAUACGGCAGUUAACCUGUUUGUUCGUGCUCUGAAGGAACAAAAAGAAUUCAUGGCUGACUUGAAACUUAUUAAGCCCGUGCACGACGCCUUGGACAACUUGCUUAGUGGCCUUGUAACUUCGCAGUGCUACGAUCAUACAUUUAGCGACAAUUUGAACGCUUUCAAAAGUGCUUUCGAAGGAUUCAACCCAUCCAAAUUCGGUGAGCCUACGACUGUGCUUACUCAGGCACUCAAAGAGGGACUCAAGGGGCUGACCAAAGAGCUAGGUAAAGCCUAUGUUAAUCGGUACUCCGGACUGACGUACGACGAGACCGACGCAGCAAAAUAUGCCAAAGCGUUCUUGACGCUCCUUUGCAUCGUACACGAGGAUCUCGAUACAUUUAGUAAGCAGUGUAAGAGCAACGGCGCUUGGUAUGACAAGCAAUGCUGUGCGAUUGAGAAUCGCCAAGGCAAUCCGUUUGGCCAGUUCAUGGAGCGGUGUGGAUUUGACGUUGCCAGCAGUGAGACUUCGAAGGACGGUGAAUUAAAGCAUCCGUCCGUCAGCUUUACCGGUAAACACAUCUACCAGAAAGUACUUGAGCAGCAAUUCACCGACGCGGAGCGGAUUAAACAUCUCAAAAGUUGCGAGUCAAAUGGACACAUGAAACGUAAUAACUUUGAUCUGCUUGAUAUUACUCAGUGUCUGUUCCACCAUGCAGAGAAGUACAACGAACUGUGUCACAUACCCACUGCGUCAUCAACCAAAGUGCCAAGCAGCAUAUACGAUAUGCUCAUAUGGUUUUGUAGUCUACCCUACAGUGCCGUCUAUCCAACGCUGCUACGUGACACCAUAAGUGAACUACUUACUGACAAAGCUAAGCAAAAGCCACAGCAGCACGACGGGCUGGAGUUCACAUUCAUCGAUCCGGCGUCGCAAUCCCUAGCAGCGUACCCAAACAACAUACCGUACAGUGAAGUUGUCUCCGCACUGGAACAUCUGUGUUCCAAAUCGCACGAUGUUCUCACUUGCAUCGUAGGCUACGGCGACGCAUACAGCACCUACGGCAGCGACUAUUGCAAUAAUUCAUUUGGAUUUAAGUAUCCCUCCUCAGGGGAGGAUUGUUUGCAGAUGAUCACUGAUCUCCUUCGUCGGCUUCUCCAUUGUCUUCGUUUUCUGCAUAAACAGUGCGGCGUAACAGCCAAGCUCAACGGUUGGUCCGACUGCAUAUUCGGCAAGGACGUUAAGUCAGCCAAAUGGGAGUGCAAAGAUCACUCAACCGACGAACCUAAUUGCCAAGCAAACGACAAGGCAACGUGCCAACCAACUUGCCAAGCAAAGUCGCCCCUUCAGUCCUACCUGACCGAUUGCUUAUAUGGUCACUUGCCUCAUCAACUCACCAGUGUUGGAUGUAAAUCAACGUGUAAGUCGUGUCCUGGUAGCGCACCAGGGAUGCCGUGUUUAACGCCUCUCGGGUUUAGGGCCUUUUCCGGCUCCACUCGCAAGGGUACGGACCUAUGCGAGGUGCUCGAUGCAUUCUUCUCUAACGAUUAUCUGUCAUCGCUGUUCACGCUAGCUCCGCGCCCGCCGGCAACACUGCCGGAGCAUAUCGGAUUUGCGUUGUCACUAGCAGCGGCGCUUAAUGCUCGGAAGCCAGUCACGAAGCCCGCUCAAGAAUCGUUCAGCGAUGCAUUCGAGAAGUCCAUCAAGGAAGCCACCAUCAGCCUUCAUGAUAAUCCCUCCGAUUAUACUGCUGCCGUUAAGAAUGCCUAUAAUAAUAACCGAAGUCACGACGGUACUAGGCAUCUCCCAGCGACGGAGGCGGACGUGUUCACGCUCAUGUUCCCAUCAACUUGUUUGCGUGCAAGCGGCGACACGCUGUACUGCGCUCCAUACCUGUGUACGCUAGGCAUAGAUACGCAUUAUUAUCUUGCCUACCAACAUACGAAUCUCUAUCUGUCAUGGACGGUGUAUCUGCCCUGGACAUUUUAUGCAUACCUUAGAAGUCUACUUGAGGCCUUCAAAAAUAUUUCCUGCCAGGAAUGGGAGUGCAGCAGAUGUAUGCAUCGUGGUAAAUGCAAGAAGGGCCAGCAUGGUGUCGACUACAACUGCCAGUGCAAAGGUAUAAUAGAGUGCCGUGGCGUAAGUAGCGCAUUCCACAAAUACGGAUUUACGCAUGGUGACCCUGCAACUUUGUCUAAGGUGGAAGGGAAACGAUAUUGCCACAACUUCUACCACCAACUCGUUAACGUCUUGAAAUCGAAUUGCUUUGCUAAGUUAUUUGAUAAAUGCGACGAAUUCCUCUGGAUCAUCCGACAACCGUUCACCUACCUUGUUCUCGCACUCUGGUCACUCUCCCUCUUCUACCUCAUCUGCGUCAUGGUUGGCAGACUGGAUGUGCUCCACAUCAAAUCACACCUGAGGAUACCGUCAUCACACAAGAUAACGGCGCAAUCAUUGCUGGCUGCAGCGCAAGUCGGAAGGCUUGCCAAGAUAUCGUAUCUACAACCGUGA